GGACCAGCGGAAUCAACCGUUGCUCCGAGGCCGCUUCCAGAAGAGAUGACAGAGAAUCCAGAUGAUAUUCUCAAGCAGGAUGCCAACAACUCGGAUACCGUCUCUGGCGUUGAGCUUCCAGAGCCGAGCGCAUCCCCGGAUGCAGUCGCUAAUCCUGCAGUCGAGCAACCCGUGCAUAUCGGGCCUCAAACAUCACAGACAAACGAAACUGGCCCAGAGGAGGCCGCUUUAGUGACCAAAGUGACCGAAUCCUCAAAUGCUGUCCCUGCCGCCAUCAAAGAAACAGAUCAUAGCGCCGAAGUUUCAGUCUCCCCACCAGCAGACGAAAUAUCCGAGUCUGCCGGUCCUACUCUCGCCGCUGACCAGCCGAAUCCGGAACACACACCCGAGCCAGAGAGUGUUGCGGUCAUGAGCACCCCUGUGGACCCGGCUGCGACAACAAGCCCCUCGGAAACCGAAACCAGUGGUAGCAAAGUGCACCAUACCUACAUCAAGCUCGCUGCAGAGCCUGACGUCCACGAAGCAGAUUUCGAGCCCGUAACGGUGGCAAGUGCUCCAGAGCAUUCCGUGACCAAAGCCGAAGAAGCUGCUACCGAUUUGGUGG
Polychytrium aggregatum is the source of this 604-nucleotide messenger RNA. RefSeq lists its product as uncharacterized. The annotation marks the transcript as partial. The record is from RefSeq and is a predicted model, not a curated record. The transcript is spliced from 2 exons. NCBI's taxonomy places the organism in Eukaryota, Fungi, Chytridiomycota, Chytridiomycetes, Polychytriales.